Molecule: messenger RNA, 860 nt
Organism: Camelus dromedarius (Arabian camel)
Lineage: Eukaryota; Metazoa; Chordata; Mammalia; Artiodactyla; Camelidae
Gene: C18H20orf204
Product: chromosome 18 C20orf204 homolog
Exons: 4
Coding region: 124-768 (214 amino acids)
Source: RefSeq, a predicted model, not a curated record
GAGCCCUGGUGGCCCGGCUUGGAGCAGGACCUGGAGUGGCAGCUACACUCCCCACCUGAGGACCCCAGGUCAUGUGCGAGGCCCUGUGGUGGGAGUGAGGGAGAGCCUGACCCUGAGAGGCCCAUGGGGCCCCCCAAGCCUGCACUCUGGGCACUCCUGCUGGUGCUGCUGGGGACCACACAGGGCCGGGCCGGGCUCCGCACCUGCAGUGUCCCCGACGUGCUCCGCCACUACCGGGCGGUCAUCUUCCAAGACCUGCAGGCCGCAGCGAGGUGGGUGGGGCCAGGGGCCGAAGGGACGGGGCUGGGCUCCAGACACCUCCAUUUCGUUCAGAGAAACCUGACUGGAGCUGCGGCCUCCCGACGGCGGGGCCGGGUGGGAGCCUCCUGUGGGGCCCAGAAGGAGCACAGCAUCCUACUGUCCAUCCUGUCCCUGGGUCGGACCCUACGUGGGGCGGUGGCCCGGGGCCGCCGUCGGGCACUGGAGAAAGUGGCAUGGACUGUGGCCAUGCGCACCGAGGCGGUGAUGCAGCGCUACUGCUGGACGCUGCGCCAGAGCUGGCGGCCUCAGACGCGCCCUUCCCGGCGUCGAGGCGGCCGGAGGUGGCUCCUGCUACACGCCCUGGACGCCAUCGCCACCUGCUGGGAGAAGCUCUUCGCACUGCGUGCAGCGGCCACGCAGCAGGGUGAAGAACGAGCGAGGCUGAGAACGAGCCUGACGGGGGCACAACCAACGCAUCGAAGCCUGUGCUCCCCACAGAGCCCAUGACCAGGAGACCCGAUCCCACCUGGCCAUGCUGGUCCCAGAAGGGCCCGCCCCCCUCGCCCCAAGGAGGCUCCGAUAAAUUGAGCUGGUGCUGC